Messenger RNA from Purpureocillium takamizusanense, 2480 nucleotides. RefSeq lists its product as uncharacterized. The transcript is spliced from 6 exons. Gene Ontology annotation, biological process: positive regulation of transcription from RNA polymerase II promoter by galactose; DNA-templated transcription. The coding region runs from base 1 to 2388 and encodes 795 amino acids. Gene Ontology annotation, cellular component: nucleus. Gene Ontology annotation, molecular function: RNA polymerase II cis-regulatory region sequence-specific DNA binding; DNA-binding transcription factor activity, RNA polymerase II-specific; zinc ion binding. NCBI's taxonomy places the organism in Eukaryota, Fungi, Ascomycota, Sordariomycetes, Hypocreales, Ophiocordycipitaceae. The record is from RefSeq and is a predicted model, not a curated record.
AUGAUUGCACAGCCCAACGGCAAGCAAAAGCGUCGCAAGAUCUCACUGGCCUGCGAGCCCUGUCGGGAGCGCAAGUCCCGCUGUGACGGCGCCAAGCCGAUAUGCUCGACGUGUCGCCGCCGCUCGCUGGGCCUGGAGCGCUGCGUAUACAAGUUGGAGAAUGCACGGACGGCCAGCACGGAUGAAUACAUCAAGGUCUUACAUAGUCGCAUACGUCGAUUAGAGAGGGCGUGCAUAGACGCGGACGUGCCCCUGCCGUCUUUAGAUCAGAAUCAGGAGCAACUGCCUGAUGCCGCCGUCGGCCCCCAACUUACAUCUCCAAGAGAACGUGGUCAAGACUUGUCCAUACACGGCGCCCCAACCUGGACUAAACCUGCGACCCCUUUCUCAGAGCGCGGCGGUACUCCCACGCCUGUCGAGUACGGGAAAGGAACACCUGGGCGGGCGGGCAUCUCACUCAACUCUCCCAACAGCCUCGGCCAGCCGGACAAUGGCCAGGCGCAGCCCGACGCCGAUAUGGCGCCUCAGGCGGCUCCCAGCAGCGUGUCGGCCAUGGGAACGGUCAUGACCGAGGACAAUGUCAGUAGUUCCGAGGACUUUUACGGGAGCUCCUCCACGGCAUCAUUCCUCAAGGAGGCAUUCGACUCGAUGAAAGACAAGGAGACUUCCGCUCCGUGUCUGCCCCGAGAGUACGCCCUGCACGCCUCCCGGGAUGUCGGCCGCGAUUGGCGUCGCGAUGCUUCGUACUACGUUCCCUCACACAAGUUUUCCCUGCCUCCACGCGAGCUGGCCGAUCACCUCAUGGACUGCUUCCGCAAACAGGUGUACUACAUGUACCCCUUUUUCCACCUGCCGUCCUUUAUGAACGCCUACCGCAGCCUCUGGCAGACGAGCUCGGAGCCUCGCGAGCCGUCCAUCCCUGGACUCGGGCUGGGCUGCUAUCCCGAGGCCGACGCCAACACCAUAUCCUUCCACUGCGCCCUCAACGCCAUCUUCUCGCUCUCGUGCCACUACUCGGACCUGGGCCCCGCGGACAGGCUCGCCGCGUCGCACACCUUCUUCAUGCGCACCAAGGCCUUUGUGGGGCUCGACCUCCUCGAGUCGAACAACCUGAGCGUCGUGCAGACGCUGCUGAUCCUGGCGCUUGCGCUGCAGAGCACGCCGUAUCCGAGUCGGUGUUGGAACGCGACGGGCGUCGCGUGUAGGGUCGCUCAGGGGCUGGGGCUGCACACGGAGCAUCGACAGGACGCUCGGCGGGACCUGGAGAAGGAGGUGCGGCGAAGGACGUGGUACGGCUGUGUGACCAUGGACAUGCUCGUGAGCAUGACAUACGGGAGGCCGACCAUGACAACACACAUAUCCCUGCUUCCGCUCCCCACUGGCAACGAAUGCGACUCGCCAAGCGACAAGUCUCGCUCCACGCAGAAUCAGCAGGUGCUCCCACGGUUCCGCUUCUACCACGAGAGCGUCCGCUUGUGUCGUAUCCUAGAGGAAAUUCUGUCCAAGGUCUACCAGCCGUGGAUGAACCGUGAGGACCCAGGCUUCUCAAUGCCGCCAUCCGCGGAGCAUACCAAGUCCCACAAUCUGGAUACAAUCUUUAAGCUUCAUGAGAAGCUCUCCGAGUUUGAAGCGUCCCUGCCGGAUGACCUGACAUGGCACCAGGACGCCAAAAUGAGCCCAGGCUCAGAGGAGGAUCGCACGCUGCUGGCUGCACAGAGAGAACUUCUUCACGCACGGUUCAUCUACCUGCGUAUAAUGCUUCUUCGCCCUGUGCUCACGCAACUCGCCGCCAAGGAGCGCCACAAGCCAGCAGACAGGUCCAUAUUCGAGCCCUUGUCCGAUCCGAUCCUGGCGGGAAUGACUCUUCAGUGUUCUCGCAUGUGUGUAGAAGCCGCCAUAGAGCUCCUGCAGCUCAUUCACGGAACCUACAGCUCUCACACAACUGGCGCUUGGUGGUGGGACGUGCUCUACGCUUCCACCGCUGGGACGGUCCUCAUCAUCGCCAAAACCUGCCCAUUCCUCCUCCCUUCGCUCAGCCAAGCUCAGAUGGCGCAGUCUUGGGAAGACUGCCAGGAUAUCCUCAAAUGUGUCGCCGCAUUCAACACGUGCGGCCAGCAGUCGCUCAAGCUCCUGAAGACCAUCUACAACAAAAUCUCGGCUGCAUCACUUUACACUCAGACACACCCCACGCAAGGACCAGAUAUGGGAUCGAGCAGCGGAUACGAUGCUGCUGCCGUCGUGGAGGAUGGCGGCCAUGACCUCACCGCCGAGGUUCGUCUCGAGGCAAGCCAGGAGCUUCAGGGGCUGGAAAAUUUUGACGCUUUGGACUCUUUCUUCCAAUGGGAAAAGUCAACCUUUGACAACAUGGGCACCGCAGCCUUCUUCUGAGGGCUCAAGUUGGAAAAUAGCUCUCGCACCCAAUGUAUCUCUAAUGGACUAUGCCCAAAAUAUGUCCCUAAGCCUACAAUACAUAACGGCGC